Molecule: messenger RNA, 968 nt
Organism: Paramormyrops kingsleyae
Lineage: Eukaryota; Metazoa; Chordata; Actinopteri; Osteoglossiformes; Mormyridae
Source: RefSeq, a predicted model, not a curated record
AUGCUGUGAGGGCAUUAAAGCCAAUGAAGGAUACAACAGCACUGAUGUCAGAAGAGAGCAAUCCAACAGUGUCUCUCAUUGCUCCUCUAAAUGCGCAACUCCUCCAGAAUAUGUCAGACACCACCGGAGACUCACACAUAAUGCGUGAUAUCAAGAAUGCAAUCAGAACAGAUCUCCUGAAAAGGUACAACAGUGAGUCAGAGAAGAGGAUCUUUCAUGCAGCCUCUGCCCUGGAUCCCCGAUUUAAGGGAAUGCCUUUUCUUACAGAAGAGGAGAGAUUGGAAGUAUACCGAGCACUGACAGAGGAGAAUGCAUCCUUGGAGAAUGAGUGUGCGCGUAGAAGUACAGAAGUGGAUGAAGCACCUGAGGGAACAGGAACUCUAGGAGAAGAAACAUCCAUGGAGGACAGCCCCUCUGCUGCUCCCAAACGAAAGGCCUCAUCGUCAUCGCUGCUUGUCAGUUUGCUGGGACAGUCUUUCACUGACACUGAAGGUACAGUAAAACCCAAGACCCCUUAUGUCAUUGCUAAGGAGGAAAUGGAGGCAUACUGUAAAGCUCCAUCUCUGCCUCUCACUGAGGACCCUUUGAACUGGUGGCGUGUCCAUGAGGUCAUGUUUCCUCUCCUCUCUCUGCUGUCCAAGCGAUACUUGUGUAUCCCAGGCACAAGUGUGUCUGCAGAGCGAGUUUUCUCCACAGCAGGAGAUGUGGUCACUGCUAAAAGAAGCACUCUUAAACCAGAGCAUGUGGACCAGUUAGUGUUCUUAAAGAAAAAUCUACAAAUUCCCAAAUGCUGAGCAGUGACUCAUGCUGAGCUGUUUGUGAUGUUUCAGGAACUUUCCUGUGCCCAGUUCUGAAAUUUUAUAUUUGUUUUUAUUUUGUGUAUUAAAACACUGCUGAAGUGCAAAUUAAAUUUUUUGAAGACAAGUGUGUGACCUGGCCUCUUGUUUAUUUUGGUGUAUAAAUUUAAU